Messenger RNA from Lagenorhynchus albirostris (white-beaked dolphin), 1812 nucleotides. RefSeq names its product leukocyte elastase inhibitor-like. The record is from RefSeq and is a predicted model, not a curated record. Lineage: Eukaryota; Metazoa; Chordata; Mammalia; Artiodactyla; Delphinidae. Gene Ontology annotation, molecular function: serine-type endopeptidase inhibitor activity. The transcript has 8 exons. The coding region runs from base 150 to 1304 and encodes 384 amino acids. Gene Ontology annotation, biological process: negative regulation of endopeptidase activity.
GCUCUGCGCUCUGCCCAGACCACGCACCUCGCCCAGACAGCCCAGCAGCGGAUCCUUCACCAGCUGUGAGACUGCGGACCUCUCUAAACACCAGCAAGUGAACCUCAAAAACGAGGAUACUUCUGUCUCUUUUGCGGGAAUUUGCUUUAAUGAGUAGCAGCCUCACCAUGGAGCAGUUGAGCGCGGCAAACACCCGCUUCGCCUUGGACCUGUUCCGCGCCCUAAACAAGAGCGAUCCUGCCGGCAACAUCUUCAUCUCCCCCUUCAGCAUUUCAUCAGCGCUGGCCAUGGUCUUUCUGGGGACCAGAGGCAAUACCGCAGCGCAGAUGUCCAAGGCUCUCUAUUUCAAAGAGGUUGAGGAGAUUCAUUCGGGAUUUCAGAGUUUGAAUGCUGAUAUCAACAAACAUGGAGCUCCCUACAUUCUGAAACUUGCUAAUAGGUUAUAUGGAGAGAAAAGCUAUGAUUUCCUCCCUGAGUUCUUAGCUUCAACUCAGAAAAUGUACGGUGCUGAACUGGCCAGUGUGGAUUUUCUGCAGGCCGCCGAAGACGCAAGGAAGACCAUAAACGAGUGGGUCAAAGGGCAGACGGAAGGGAAAAUUCCAGAGCUGUUGGCCUCAGGUGGGGUUGAUAGCACGACUAAGCUGGUGCUGGUGAAUGCCAUCUAUUUCAAAGGAAACUGGCAGGAGAAAUUCAUGAUGGAGGCCACAAAAGAUGCAGCUUUCAGACUGAAUAAGAAAGACACAAAACUAGUGAAAAUGAUGUAUCAGAAGAAGAGGUUUCCGCUUGGCCACAUCAAGGACCUUAAGUGCCGGGUGCUGGAACUGCCCUACGAGGGAAAGGACCUCAGCAUGGUCAUCCUGCUGCCGGAUGACAUCCUGGACGAGUCCACGGGGCUGAGGAAGAUUGAGCAACAGCUGACUUUGGAAAAGCUGCGGGAGUGGACCAGACCCGAGAAUCUGGAUCUCCUUGAGGUCAAUGUCCAGCUGCCCAGGUUUAAGCUGGAGGAGAGCUACGAGCUCAGCACUCUGCUGGCCUCCCUGGGUAUGCAGGAUCUCUUCAGUGGCAAGGCUGACCUGUCCGGCAUAUCAGGAGCCGGAGGCCUCUCUGUAUCGAAGGUGGUCCACAAGUCCUUCGUGGAGGUGAACGAGGAGGGCACAGAGGCGGCGGCUGCCACCGCGGGAGGCUUCUGCUACGCCAUGCCGUUGACAGAGGAGUAUUUCACCGCCGACCACCCAUUCAUUUUCUUCAUUCGGCACAAUCCCUCCACUAGCAUCCUGUUCCUCGGCAGACUUUCCUCCCCAUAGAGACUAGAAAUACACGGUCAAGCUUGGAGCAUUUUACCUGCCCUUUCAAUGGUGACCAUUUUCAUAGAUCUUUACCAGUAUAACUACUAUCCAAAAAUGAAUCUUUAAUCUCCUUUGUAAGCUCAGUCCUGUUGGCUGGUUACAGCCAUUAACUUGGCAUGGGUAUCUGUUCUUCUUUGUUUUUUUUUUCUGCGGUACGCGGGCCUCUCGCUGUUGUGGCCUCUUCCGUUGCGGAGCACAGGCUCCGGACGCGCAGGCUCAGCGGCCAUGGCUCACGGGCCCAGCCGCUCCCCGGCAUGUGGGAUCCUCCCGGACCGGGGCACAAACCUGUGUCCCCUGCAUCGGCAGGUGGACUCUCAACCACUGCGCCACCAGGGAAGCCCAAUCCCUCCUUUUUUUAAAGCUUAAUUUAACGAACACUUUGAAUGUUGACUUUGACCCAGAUGCUGGGGAUGUAAAAAUGAAAAUAAAUAAAUAAAUAAAAGAAACUUGCCCCAGUAUGAUCUGA